Molecule: messenger RNA, 987 nt
Organism: Salvia splendens (bonfire salvia)
Lineage: Eukaryota; Viridiplantae; Streptophyta; Magnoliopsida; Lamiales; Lamiaceae
Product: protein FAR1-RELATED SEQUENCE 5-like
Exons: 3
Coding region: 1-987 (328 amino acids)
Source: RefSeq, a predicted model, not a curated record
AUGGAAUCCGAAACUCUUCCUACUUCGCAUGUAGCUAAUCAAUCAUACUCCGAUGACGUUAUUGGGAAUACAGAUUGUGCUGGUGCUAAUAUUGGGCCAUCUCUCACUUUCAAGCUGUUGACUGAAUUGAUGGGCGGUUAUGAGUCUGUUGGGUGUACUGUGUUGGACAUCCGUAACUACACACGGGACAUCAGAAGAUACGCUGAAGGAUAUGACGCCCAAAUGAUAAUAGAUGAGUUGAAGAAGAAGAAGGAAAAUUGUGAUGCCUUCACGUACGAGUAUGAAGUUGAUUCCCGAAGUCGUCUGAUGCAUUUAUUCUGGUGUGAUCCUGUUGCUAAGAUGAAUUACUUGCAAUUUGGUGACAUCGUUUCAUUUGAUACUACGUACUCAACUAAUAGGUACUUAAUGAUUUUCGCUCCGUUCACUGGUAAGGACAACCAUGGGCGCGCAGUGUCCUUUGGAGCUGGUUUGCUUUGUAGUGAGAGCGCGGAUUCUUUCUGUUGGUUGUUUAAGCAGUUUGUGAAGUGCAUGGGCAUACAUCCCAAGUUGAUAAUUACUGAUCAUGACUUGGGCAUGAAAGUAGCCGUUGAAAAAGUUCUUGUGAAUACACGUCACAGAUGGCGUAUGUGGCACAUCAUGGCAAAAGUAGCUGAAAAUGUGCCUAAGUCAUUUCUGGGUAAUCAUGAUUUUAAAAAGGAUUUGAAUUCAUGCGUUUGGUCUGAGUUGAUUGGACCCACUGAGUUUGAAAACAAGUGGAAGAAUGUGAUGGAGACAUAUGAACUUGAUGGCGCUGAAUGGUUCGUUUCUAUGUUCGAAUCAAGAAACUAUUGGGUUCCUGCUUACUUUAGGGACUUCCCUAAUAGUUCUUUGAUAAAGACGACAUCUGUUUCGGAAUCGCAGAAUAGUUUUUUUAAGAGGUAUACUCAGUCCAGGGCUAACCUUGUUGUUUUUUUAAUGAAUUUCAAUAGUGCGGUUGAUGCCCAAUGA